Messenger RNA from Venustampulla echinocandica, 816 nucleotides. RefSeq lists its product as uncharacterized. The coding region runs from base 1 to 816 and encodes 271 amino acids. The record is from RefSeq and is a predicted model, not a curated record. NCBI's taxonomy places the organism in Eukaryota, Fungi, Ascomycota, Leotiomycetes, Helotiales, Pleuroascaceae. The transcript is spliced from 2 exons.
AUGGACAACUUCAUGAACAUGACUAAGGAUCUCGGGCACAAGCCCGAGCUGCAGCGCUUGGUUUCCUUGGAUGCCACCUAUGAUGAUGCCUUAGGUGGUAAACUCGUGGUGGCCCCCAUCAAUAUGAAUGAGCCAGGCAAGAGGAUCCUCGACUCCGGAACUGCUGAUGGUACCUGGCUGCGCGGUGUACGUAGCAAGCAAUCAGCCCAGCACCACUACUUUGGUAGCGACGUUGAAGGCGAGCUAUUUCCCGAGGACACAGACGGUAUCACGUAUUUCGCACAUUCCUUUAAGGACCCAUGGCCUGAGCAGUACUUGGGCACUUUCGACCUUGUCCACGUCCGAGGUAGUCUGGCAGGCUCCGCUCCCGAAGGACCUGCCCCCGUGAUCAAGAAUCUUACCACGCUGGUAAAGCCUGGAGGUUGGGUCCAGCUCAUGGAAAUGAAUGGCUCCAGUCCGCCCAAGAACGGCCCUGCCAUGACCGACUUUGCCAAGAUGGCCUCUGAGCUCUUCGCUGGCAUCGGGGUCGGCGACUUUGCCAACAAUAACAAGCACAUGUUGGAAGCAGCCGGCUUGAAGAACGUGCAAGAGAAGCGUGUCAUUGUCAACUUGGGCAAGAAGGCAAAGCCUGAGUUCUUUGAUAAGAGUAUCCAUGGAGUCACUGGACCCCUUGUGCCGUUAACCUCUGUGGCGAAGGCUGUGCCGUCGUCGUUUACCGUCGAGCAGAUUGAUUCGUUGCCGGCGCGUGUCAAGGCAGAGCUUGAGAACGAGGGUGGCCAAGUUGAGAUGAUCAUUGCGUUUGGCCAAAAGGCUUGA